CGCUACGACCUUCAUCUGCCAACCAGCCCUCGGUCUUUUUCUUCCUUUCUUUUUUCUUCCUUUUUUUUUUUUUUUUCGCCGCUUCACGUCACGGACCUGAUAGACUUGGGUAUUACCCGGAGUGGCCUUUCAAAAAACGAAGAAGCAGCACAGGCUGAAGUGUUCCACAACGUCGGGCCGAGCGCCUUUGCUCUAUUCAAUUUGUCUCCGAUGACAUUGACGGCUUAUUUUCUUGUAAUUGCUUUUCUUUCCACGACUGUCGACUUUCGCUUGUUCCAGACACAGUCCUUGGCGUGUCUCUGUUGGCCUGCUGGCUUCUGGUAUGAAGCAUGGCGUUUGCAUGGUCAUCGCUUGGCUCCGGGCCCCUAUUUCCACAAAAAGGGGGAUCAUUUGCGAGGGUUUUCUUUAAUGGGGAAAAGUAUGAGGGAACCGGUACAUUUUAUUGGAUCUUUGGGGCUUCUAGGGGCGCUUUUCAUCAUUUUGGACUUCAGAAUAGGCUUAAAAGUGUAUGGCCGGGUUUGGUUUUGUUUUCUUGGGGUUGUCAAACAGAUUGGCGCUGUCUUUCUUUCGGACGGCUUGUCUCCUUGCUCUCAUUUUCUAUUCCCCCUGGCCUGGCUGGUGGCUCGCAAGUAG
This is a messenger RNA of Phialemonium atrogriseum, 633 nucleotides long. RefSeq lists its product as uncharacterized. NCBI's taxonomy places the organism in Eukaryota, Fungi, Ascomycota, Sordariomycetes, Cephalothecales, Cephalothecaceae. The annotation marks the transcript as partial. The transcript has a single exon. The record is from RefSeq and is a predicted model, not a curated record.